This is a messenger RNA of Heterostelium album PN500, 891 nucleotides long. RefSeq lists its product as uncharacterized. The transcript has a single exon. The record is from RefSeq and is a predicted model, not a curated record. Bases 1 to 891 code for a protein of 296 amino acids. NCBI's taxonomy places the organism in Eukaryota, Evosea, Eumycetozoa, Acytosteliales, Acytosteliaceae.
AUGUAUCAUACUUUGAUUCACAAUGCCUGCAAUUCAUCGAAUAUAGAAGUACUUGCAUUUUUGGAGGAACUACGUUUACCUUUUGAAUUCAUUUCUUUUUGGUGUGAUCGACUACUGGCACAAGCAGCAUGUACUGGUAAUCUUGAAGUGAUAAAGUUCUUUUGCGAGAGAAGAUAUGUAUCUAACAUCACACAUCUAAUGAACCUAUCAAUUGGCAAAGGGUAUCUUAAUAUUAUCAAAUGGGUUUGUGAAGAAGAACCACCGGCAACAAUGACUUGGAGCUUAAACAUGGUGUUAUUCGAAGCAGCAUCAAAUGAAAAGGUGGAUGCUGUUAAAUAUCUAUUGGAAUACAUCAACAACAACCAUGGUAACAAAGAAACUAUCAAACUAUCGAAAUGGAUGUUUCAGUUAAAAAACUUUGAAAUCUUCAAAUUACUUUAUUUACAUACAACCAAAGGUCAUGGAAGAUGUUCACAACAAAUGUUGAGAUUGGUUAUUGGAUAUCAGAGACUAGAUAUUAUUGAAUUACUAUAUGAAAACAAUAAGAAUCCUAUGUCAGAUCCUUUCAAACGUUAUAAACCAAAUCUAUUCUAUCAUAUCAUUGUAUCAAAGAAUUUAGAGAUAUUACAGUUCUUUAUCAAAGUCAGAGAUCAAAUUUGUUAUUACUCAUUGAUGAUCAUGGCACUCAAACUAAAUCGAUUCUCGAUGUUAUCAUAUAUCUACUCACAAAGAAACAACAAUAAUCGUAAACAAUAUACUGAUACAGAAAUCAUUCAUUUUAAAGAUAAAUUAGUAUUGGAAAUUCAACAACAAAAAGACAAAUUAAACAAAUCAGAAGAUGUUCUAUAUUUAGAGGAGUUAUUUGAUGAAAUUGCCAAGUCAUUCAACUGA